This is a messenger RNA of Selaginella moellendorffii, 2430 nucleotides long. Its product is annotated as pentatricopeptide repeat-containing protein At1g62914, mitochondrial. NCBI's taxonomy places the organism in Eukaryota, Viridiplantae, Streptophyta, Lycopodiopsida, Selaginellales, Selaginellaceae. The coding region runs from base 1 to 2052 and encodes 683 amino acids. The transcript has 5 exons. The record is from RefSeq and is a predicted model, not a curated record. Gene Ontology annotation, molecular function: protein binding.
AUGGCGGGAGGAGCGGGGCGAGUGGCGCUGGCGCGGGGCAACUCGAUCCUCUUGUGCCAGGGCAGCGGCAAUGGAUUCGAUGUGAGCUCGGUAGGAUUUCACAGCCAGGCGCAGCUGCAUUGCGAAGAAUCGCCGUGGACGGGGCUGGAUCCCGACGACGCCGCCCCGGAGGAUCGCGAGGCGGCGGAUUAUCAGCUCCAGCUGCUCCAGCAGAGGGGAUUCUUGUUCCGGACGGAGACGUGCAAUGCGCUGCUGUCGGGCCUGGUGUCGGCGCGCAAGCACGAUCAAGCGCUGCGGCUCUUCAAGGAGGUCCUGGCGGGGCUGUUUGCGCCCAACGCUCACACCUACAAUGUGCUCAUCCGGGGCUUCUGCAAGGGCGGGCAAAUGCACCAGGCGGUGAGCGUCUUCUCCGACAUGAAAUCCAGUGGCUUGCUUCCAAACGCCAGCACCAUGAACACGCUGCUCCUGGGGCUCUGUGAGAUCGGCCAGAUGUCCAGCGCUCUCAAGCUCUUCCGGGAGAUGCAAGCCGGGCCUUUCCUCCCGACUAGCGCCUCGCACAACAUCCUCUUGCGGGGUUUUUUCAUGGCCGGGAGGGUGAGGGAUGCGCUCGCUCACCUCCAGGAUAUGAGGAAGAGCUCGAGCUCGGUGGCAACUGGAACUUACAACCUGGUUCUCAAGGGGCUGUGCUGGGAGAACAAGUCGGCCAACCGGCUCGAGCAGGCGAUGGAGUUUUUCAAGGAGAUGAAGGCUAGUGGUGUGGAGCCCGACCUUGAGAGCUACCAUAUACUUCUCUCGGCUUUGUCCGACUCUGGAAGGAUGGCCGAGGCGCACGCUCUCUUUUCGGCAAUGACGUGCUCUCCGGACAUCAUGACUUACAACGUUCUCAUGGAUGGGUAUUGCAAGAUUGGCCAGACUUACGAGGCGCAGAGCCUGAUGAAGGAGAUACUCAAAGCCGGGUACGAGCCAAACGUUUUCACUUACAGCAUCAUCAUCAACUGCUACUGCAAAUUGGAUAAGGUUGAAGAGGCCUGGGAGGUAUUCAUGAAGAUGAUCGAGAGUAACUGUGUUCCAAAUGCCGUCACCUUCAACACUCUUAUUGCCGGGUUCUGCAAGGCUGGGAUGCUCGAGGACGCUAUCAAGCUCUUCGCUGAGAUGGAGAAAAUUGGGUGCAAGGCAACUAUAGUCACGUAUAAUACUCUGAUCGACAGCCUUUGCAAAAAGAGGGGAGGAGUUUACACGGCUGUCGACCUUUUCAACAAGCUCGAGGGAGCUGGCCUUACUCCCACUAUUGUCACGUACAACUCUCUCAUCCAGGGGUUUUGUGACGCGAGGCGGCUAUCCGAGGCAAUGCAGUACUUUGACGAGAUGGAAGGGAAGUGUGCACCAAACGUAAUAACUUACAGCAUCCUCAUCGACGGCCUUUGCAAGGUGCGAAGAAUGAAGGAAGCGGCGAAAACACUGGAGGACAUGAAAGCUCACGGCUACACUCCAACCGUGGUCACUUACGGGGGCCUCAUCAACGGGUUUUGCAAGUGUGGAGAGCUGAAAAGCGCGCUCCUGUUCUUUGAGAAGAUGAAGCUCGCCGGCUGCGCUCCGAACACGGUGAUUUUCAACACGCUCAUCGAUGGUCUGUGCAAAGCGGAAAGAGCAAACGAUGGCCUCCGCCUCCUGUGUCAUAUGCACGCCGAAGGCUGCAAACCGGACGUUAUCACUUACAACUGCCUCAUCUCCGGGCUUUGCAGCGCCAACAGAGUCGAAGACGCUCAGAGGCUUUUCGAUGGGAUGGCCUGUGCUCCAAACGUGACGACGUUCAACUUUUUAAUCCGGGGACUGUGCGCGCAAAAGAAGGUGGAGGAAGCGAGAAACAUACUGGACCGGAUGACCGCUCCGGACAUGACGACGUUCAACACAAUCAUCCUGGCAUUUUGCAAGGCCGGAGCGAUGCAUGACGCGAGGGAAGUUAUGAAGGACAUGCUCAAGCACGGCUUCUAUCCCAACACGUAUACCACCUAUGCUCUCGCUCAUGGGAUUCAGAGUUCUAAAGGCAAGUGAUGGACCACGCGCAGCAGACUUGAUGCCGUCCAGCAGAAAAAAAAGCUGUUUCUUUCUUCAGUAGGCGGCUCGGGAAGUUACAAGCAGCUCUCGCCUCAGCCUGAAGGCGGUUUGAAAUAUCCGAUUCAGUUCGUUCUAGAAGUCAGGCUUCACUCGCGGAUACACCAGAGCCACAAGGUGUUGUUUCCGAGUUGGAAGUCUUACGGGAGGAGCCCGCCGGUCAUCGUGUCGAGAGCGAACGUUUGAGAAUCGGAGGGUGUUUGUGUGGUUUAGAGUUGCCUCGUUCCAGUACACUCGAAGGUUUUCUCUCAUGAUCUGCCGGUCUCAACCAACCAGCCACCACAGCCAAUGGCAGCUUGGCACGUUGGCACGGGUUCG